Messenger RNA from Neurospora crassa OR74A, 2343 nucleotides. It is a transcript of the gene rpt-3, whose product is annotated as 26S protease regulatory subunit 6B. Gene Ontology annotation, cellular component: proteasome regulatory particle, base subcomplex. The record is from RefSeq and is a predicted model, not a curated record. The coding region runs from base 385 to 1650 and encodes 421 amino acids. Lineage: Eukaryota; Fungi; Ascomycota; Sordariomycetes; Sordariales; Sordariaceae. The transcript has 3 exons. Gene Ontology annotation, molecular function: proteasome-activating activity; ATP binding; ATP hydrolysis activity. Gene Ontology annotation, biological process: proteasome-mediated ubiquitin-dependent protein catabolic process.
CAAGCUAUAUUGUACAAAGCAGGCACCGUAGCUGUGCUUGGUAGUCCACUAUAACUGCCAGAACGUGGUCAUCCAGCCAAUCACUGUGCUUAUGGCAGCACCCGGCAACGCAGGCUCCAGAUGAAUGACGAGCCACAGCUAGCCCAGCUUGCUGUUACUAGCAACAGCGACCACUGCAUCAGCGACUGCUAGCACCGACAACCUACUACUGACACGCGCCACAAGGCGAACCUCGACGACGACAACAGAACAACAAGAAAUACCACCCGACCGAUCCCCCAGACCCACGUCAAUUACAAUCGCGCAUCUGAGCGCUCGCGAUACAACACACGGAAACAUAUCGAUCAAGCCAUUUAAUACCAUCACAAGAAAACAUCCGCCAAGAUGGGCGACGUCCUUGUCGAGACCCCGGCCAGUGUGACCCAGCCUCAAAAGAAGUCCGCCCCUUCGGCGAUCCCCAACAUCGAGACCUUCGAGGGCGUGUCAACAGAGGGCGGCGAUGACUACAUUACCUUGAAGAAGCUUCAGAGGCAGCUAGAAUACAUCAAGCUGCAGGAGGAAUACAUCAAGGAUGAGCAGAGGAGCUUGAAGCGUGAGCUUGUACGUGCCCAGGAGGAAAUCAAGAGGAUUCAAAGUGUCCCCUUGGUGAUUGGACAGUUCAUGGAAGCUAUCGAUCAAAACACGGGUAUCGUUCAAUCCAGUACUGGCUCAAACUACGUCGUCCGUAUCCUUUCGACUCUCGAUCGCGAGCUCCUCAAGCCCUCAUCCUCCGUAGCGCUCCACCGUCACUCUAAUGCCGUCGUCGAUAUUUUGCCGCCCGAGGCUGACUCCUCGAUUGCUAUGCUCGGUGCCGACGAGAAGCCCGACGUUACAUAUGCCGAUGUUGGAGGGUUGGAUAUGCAGAAGCAGGAAAUUCGGGAAGCCGUUGAGCUGCCCCUAACACACUUUGAUCUUUACAAGCAGAUCGGCAUUGACCCCCCGCGCGGUGUCCUUCUCUACGGUCCUCCCGGUACCGGCAAGACAAUGUUGGUCAAGGCGGUCGCAAACUCGACGACAGCGAACUUUAUCCGCGUCGUCGGUUCCGAGUUCGUACAAAAGUAUCUCGGUGAGGGUCCUCGCAUGGUGCGCGACGUCUUCCGCAUGGCUCGUGAGAACGCGCCCGCCAUCAUCUUCAUCGACGAAAUUGAUGCCAUUGCGACCAAGCGUUUCGACGCGCAGACGGGUGCCGAUCGUGAGGUGCAAAGAAUUCUGCUCGAAUUGCUCAACCAGAUGGACGGUUUCGACCAGACCGCCAACGUCAAGGUGAUCAUGGCCACCAACCGUGCCGACACCCUCGAUCCCGCCCUGCUGCGUCCCGGUCGUCUUGAUCGCAAGAUCGAGUUUCCCAACCUGCGCGAUCGCCGCGAGCGCCGUCUCAUCUUCACCACGAUUGCUGGCAAGAUGAGCUUGGCCCCUGAGGUCGACCUUGACAGCUUGAUUGUCCGCAACGAUCCUCUCAGCGGUGCCGUCAUCGCUGCCAUUAUGCAGGAGGCCGGUCUGCGCGCAGUACGGAAGAACAGGUACAACAUCAUCCAGGCUGAUUUGGAGGACGCCUACAGCAGCCAAGUGAAGGGUACGAGCGACGAGAACAAGUUUGAUUUCUACAAGUAAACCAUCGGCGUCAUGGGCUAGCUGUGUUGGGGUCGAGGACCACGGAACAUGUGGGAGAUUGCAUUUUGGGUGGGUUGGUGCUAUGCUUCUUGCUGCCUUGGGAAAAUAUAGUUUGUGCCCCAGAUCAGCAGGGACUAUAGACUUUCAUAGAAGCGAACCAAUUUGUACACUAGCGAAUAAAUCUAGAGCGGUACCAACAUAUAUAUAUAUGUGCGUACCUCUCUGGAGUUGCUCCAACUGAAAAAGUAGUAACACCCAAACGAAAAGAAGCAAGAUGCCCUGGCUCCCAGCUGAUACUAUUUACAUGUUCAGAUCAACUUGCUCGGCGAAAUUGAGUUCUCAGUGCGCUUUCUUUCUCUCCAGGUCAUGGUAUGCCACCAUUUAUCUUGAUACAUAUGUAGAUACAUCUACGGCUGUAUGGUGGUUCUCCGUUCCCGAAACGCCGUAGCUAUAGCAAAUCCCAUUUAAAUGAAGGGAGGAUAUGUCGGAAAAAUGUAAUGUGCUUCAAUAUAGAUUCUUGUCUACUGAAAAAUGAUAAGGUCGGCUUGGAGAACAUUUCUUGUCAGGGGGGAGGGAGGGGAAGAGAUGAUAAGAAAGGGUAAGACACCGUAUCUACAGCAUGUCCUCCCUUAUGGAUGGCAAGAGAGGCCAGGGUCGGGUCGUACUUGGGUAUUCCAGCGAGUAAAAUCCGAU